Nicrophorus vespilloides is the source of this 636-nucleotide messenger RNA. RefSeq lists its product as uncharacterized. Bases 139 to 576 code for a protein of 145 amino acids. The transcript has 2 exons. Lineage: Eukaryota; Metazoa; Arthropoda; Insecta; Coleoptera; Silphidae. The record is from RefSeq and is a predicted model, not a curated record.
CUCUAUAAAACGUCGGUUCUUGCAGAGCGACAACUAGUCGGAACCGAAGAACGGUUGAGCAGCAGAGUAACACAGAGUGUCAGACUCGUACAGUUUUCUUUUUGGGAUUUUAAAAAAAAGUUCACUUCAUCUUCAAACAUGAAAGUAUUCGUUGUGUUCGCCGUCGUUUUGGCCCUCGCCUUCGCCGAAGACAAAGCUGAUGACAAGUCCAAGACUUACAAGAGGCUCAUCCCUGCUGAUGUCCUCAGAGAUUUCCCCGGAAUGUGCUUCGCCAGCACCAAGUGCGCCACCGUCGAACCAGGCAAAACUUGGGAAUUGACUCCAUUCUGCGGUCGCUCCACCUGCGUCCUCUCCGAAGACAAGCCACCACGUCUCCUUGAGCUCGUCGAGGACUGCGGUCCAUUGCCUUUGGCCAACCCCAAGUGCAAGUUGGAUGAGGAGAAGACCAACAAGACUGCCGCCUUCCCGACCUGCUGCCCGAUCUUCAAGUGCGAGGAGGGAGCCGUUCUGGAGUACCCAGAAAUCCCAACCGUCGCUCCAGUCCCAGAGGACGCACCAACCACACCAAAGGCUUAAACACCUUUUUCCAACUCUUUUCCACCACUCGAACGUAUUUUUUUUUCAAUUUUUUUUAUG